AUGGAUGUUCAAAUAAAACACGAAGUUACUUGUGAAGAUGCGAACCAGUAUCCCACACAUUUAGUUCCGGGCAUUCAAAUGACGAUAAAGAAAGAAGAAUUAAUCAUCGAUGCUGAAUAUCAGGAAGAUGAAGAUGAUAAGGAUUGUGGCUAUGCUGUGCACCACGACAAUGAUGGUAAUUUUAAUGAAUUUAGUUACGACGAGGAUGAAGAUAUGUCGGAUUACGACAAUGACACAAACACAUCCGAAUCGGACGAUGAUCCCGCAAAUGAAAUAAAUCCAUCACAUAUACCUACGACUCCAAUGAACAUGUAUAAGAAAAUUGAAAUACUACUUAAUCAGAACUCAAUACGCAUAAUAUGUCCGAUGUGCAAAGUGUCUGUACAUAGAUUCGGCAUGUGGUCAAAACACAUUAACAAAUAUCAUUCCCAAAUUGGUGAAGAAAUCAAAUUGCAAUAUGAAUAUACAGCAGUUCGUACGGCCACCUGUACUCUUUGUAAUGAGACUCUAGUCAAACAGUCUACUCAUUAUUUGCAUUACCUCGACUGUCACUCUCCCAAAAAUAAGCUAUUGUUUGUUUGUAAAAUCUGCAAACGUCGGAAGAUUACCUUGUCGAAAAUAUGGGACCACAUAUUCGAAAAUCACAAACAAAUAAUUGUUAAUUUCAAACGUUGUCCUAUAGCGGGAUGCCAUCUGGAAUUUACCGAGAAACUCUUGUUGAAACUACACUUUAUCGAUGUACAUAGAAGUGAAUACAAAACAAUGUUGGGUUACUUCCAUUGUCCCCUGUGCAAACAUCCGAAAUUUGAUAGGGAAUCUCAAUAUUAUGAUCAUCUUAUGAAUUUACAUGGUUUGUGUGAUUACAAUUGGAGUCAAUUGAAUUUUUCUAGAGCGGGCGUGGGUGAAGGAGGCCAGUACGAGUGUCUUGAAUGUUCUCAAGUGUACAUCGAUGCGGGUGCACACAAACUGCUGGAACACUAUUUAAGCCACCACAAGGAAUUUAUAUGGUUCUGUAAAUAUUGUCAGGGGAAAUUUUCCUAUAAAGAUACCAUGCAUUUUUGCAGGCCAAUGUAUGUAUAUUUCGCAGGCGAUGAAUACAAAGCUGAAGAAGAGCAAGCCUCUACUGGUUCUGUGUUCUCUUCGUCGUCGUUGUCGGUGUCAUCAUCGUUAACUACCUGUGUGGAGCAAUCCGCUGAAUGGAAAGCAUUUGAAUCAUAUAUAAGUCAUAUUUGUCCAUAUUGUGGUCUUGAUUUUAACACAUUCAGUUCCUGGCAAUUGCACCUGAGACACAUUCACUUUAUGAACACACUGAAAGGACUGCGUUUAUCAAUUUUGGUUAGAAAUCCCAAAAAAUUUAUGUGUAUAGAUUGUAAUUCGUUAAUUGAUAAAACAUCAAGGGAUAUCCAUUUGCAUCGUUUCCUGCAUUUACCCCACUUACCGUAUAAAUGUCGGAAGUGUUCAAAGGCAUUGGGUGAUUUGGACACGGCAAUUAAACACUUUCAAAUGCAAUGCGAUGAAAAUGAUCAAAAAUAUAACGAUGUCUUUCACGAAAUAGCAAUUCCAAAAUUUUCCGAUGACGAACAAAAUUGGAUUGAGAUAUUUUGUUCGAUGUGUAAGAAAAUAAAUUUCUUCGCCAACACGGAGGAUAUCAAUAACCACUUUUCGAAUAGCCACAACAAUUUUGCGUCGCAAUUUAAUCGAAAUCCCAACAAUAUCGAUAUGAUCUGCAAGAAAUGUAAGACAACAAUACGUAGUGUCAGUAGUGAGAUAUGCUUGAAGCAUUACAUAGAACAUAUUGACGAAGGCCCGUACAGAUGUUUGAUGUGUCAACGUUCCUACAAACACUUGGAUAUAUGUAGAAGACAUUUACGAAGAUUCCAUACGAUUGGCAAGCGUAUGAAGAGAUCGUUACAAGAUGAAUGUGAUAAUACACAGGAAAAGGCAUUGAAAAUUCCAAAAGCCAGUAAACCUAAAAAUAAAUCGGCUGCAAAUUCAAGUACCACCACUGGCCCAGGCGGCCAACCGGAUAUUAUUAACACUGGUCUUGGUACAGCAAAUAAAAAAGCUGUAACAUUAUAUGAAUUUGAAAAUUUCAUUACAUUCGCCUGUCCGGAAUGCAAUCAACCUUUUGAUAAACAAGCAUCGUGGAAUGAACACAUCCACAAGGAGCAUACAUUCUUUAAUGAGAGUGAACUAUCCGACUAUGAUGGAAGUCUGGGUAAAUAUAAGUGUAAACAUUGUAAUCUGCAACUGGACAAUAGUUUUUCACAUCGACAAAAACACAAACUAACCCACAUGCCAUACCGGUCAUUUGUUUGUACCAUUUGUGAUACCCGUUGCAAUACCAUGGGCUUAAUAUAUGGCCAUUUGCGUCGUAAUCAUUUUCGCAAGGGCACCUUUGAAUGUCCCAUAUGUUUAGUUAAUCUUACAACAUCCUAUGAACGUUCAGUGCACGUGAAUCGGACACAUCCUCGUUCCGAAUGGCCAGCCAACAUGUGUCUAAUAUGCUACCGAAAAUAUAAUUCAUUGUCGUCGCAUAUGGCAAGCCACGACAUCAAUAGACCCAAACACGUAUGUCCGAUAUGUGGCACAAGUAUUGUAAGUAUACAUGAUUUGAAGAAACAUAUCAUCAAGAAACACAAUAUUGAAGAUCCAACAGAAGUUUUGGCAAAUGGUUGUAACACUGUGGGAGGUGGUGGCACAUCGACAACUGUGAAAUUGGAAGGAGAGGAAGAAAUGCAUUUGAAUGAUACAAACAAGUAG
This is a messenger RNA of Musca vetustissima, 2763 nucleotides long. Its product is annotated as zinc finger protein 845-like. Gene Ontology annotation, cellular component: nucleus. The transcript has a single exon. Lineage: Eukaryota; Metazoa; Arthropoda; Insecta; Diptera; Muscidae. Gene Ontology annotation, molecular function: DNA-binding transcription factor activity, RNA polymerase II-specific; RNA polymerase II transcription regulatory region sequence-specific DNA binding. The record is from RefSeq and is a predicted model, not a curated record. The coding region runs from base 1 to 2763 and encodes 920 amino acids. Gene Ontology annotation, biological process: regulation of transcription by RNA polymerase II.